GCAGAAAGGACGACCCGACGCGUUCGUGUUGCUGGGUAGAGAACAAAGCCGAGACAGAUCGCUGCGUUAUAACUUAGAAAAAGCCGAAACGGGAGAGACGGUUCUGUGGUUUUCCCAACUUCUUUGCUGUAAAAUCACCCACUUUAAAAUCAUGGCAACCGACUGUGAGGCCUGGCUGAACUCCAACCCAGUAGAGGCAGUCGACCUGAGCGACUCUUAUCAGUCCGGGGACGAGGAGAACGGCCUCGGUGGCAACGUCGACGACAAGAUCAACGGUAACUGGAUCUCCGCCCCGGCCGGCACCGUCCACGAGGCGCGGCUCAAGGCCAAGGCCAAGCGGCGGCUCCGCAAGAACUCCUCCAGGGACUCGGGCCGGGGAGACUCGCUCAGCGACAACGGAGACGCCGUCCGGUCCGCUGCUCCACCCACCAGCCCCAAAGGCAGAGUUCUGGACCGCAGGUCACGGCUGGGCAAGGGCAGAGGGCUGCCCAAGAAAGGUGGAGCUGGAGGUAAAGGUGUGUGGGGCACACCUGGAGAGGUGUACGAUGAGGAGGAGGUGGACGUACGAGACCCCAAUUAUGAUGAGGAUCAGGAGAACUGUGUGUACGAGACCGUGGUGCUGCCGCUGGACGAAGAGGCCUUCACCAAGACGGUGACGCCGAUCGUACAGGAGUACUUUGAGCACGGGGACGCUAACGAAGUGGCGGAGUUACUGGGGGAGCUGAAUUUGGGCGGCAUGCGUAGUGAUGUUCCUCUGCUGGCCGUGUCUUUGGCUCUGGAGUCUAAAUCGAGUCACCGUGAGCUGACCUCUCGCCUGCUGAGCUGGCUCUGUGGGAGGGUUCUGACCCGCUCGGACAUCGAGAACGCCUUCCACAAGCUGCUGCGGGAGCUGCCGGACCUGGUGCUCGACACGCCCACAGCACCACAGCUGGUCGGCCAGUUCAUUGCCAGAGCAGUAGCGGAUCAGAUCCUUACCAAAAACUACAUCGAAGGAUACAAGGGAAGGGUGGACUGUGAGCAUGCGAGGGCCGCUCUAGACCGCGCUGCCGUCCUGCUGAAGAUGAGCAGGGAGGCGGGGCUCCGGAUCGAUAACCUCUGGGGUUCAGGUGGCGGCCAGAGACCUGUCAAUCAGCUCAUCAAAGAGGUGAACCUGUUGCUGCAGGAGUACGUGCUGUCCGGUGACACGGUGGAGGCGGAGCGAUGUCUGAGGGAGCUGGAGGUCCCUCACUUCCAUCAUGAGUUUGUUUAUGAGGCGAUAGUCAUGGUGCUGGAGUCCAAAGGAGAGAAGACACUGCAGAUGAUCCUGAAGCUCCUGAAAUCUCUCUUUGACUCGUCAGUCAUCACUGUGGACCAGAUGAGAAGGGGCUAUGAGAGAGUGUAUAUGGAUAUUGCUGAUAUUAAUAUUGACGUACCGAGUGCGUACUCUAUACUGGAGCACUUUGUGGACAAGAGUUUUAGCACUGGAGUCAUCGAUACCAAACUCAGAGACCUGUGUCCAUGUCGAGGACGGAAGAGGUUCGUGAGUGAAGGAGACGGCGGACGUCUCAAACCCGAAAGCUACUGAAGCUCCACAGACCCAGAGGCCAUCUCACGUUCGGGGAAACCAGUGCUACUGUUCUAAAACCACAUUUCUGUGUCCCACAGGUUUAGGUAGAGUUUUCCUGCUGUCCAGUAAGAAUGUAGAGCUUAUUACACACGGGGAAGGUGACCGAGGAGCAACGCAAGCGCUUAAAAAAAAAAAGAAAAAAAGAAAAGAAAACGAGGAGAUAUUUUAGACGCACACACACCCCUCCGAGGUGACCUGAUAAGCUAACCCAGAAAGUGCCACACUUUUGAAAUGACUGUCAUUCCAUGUUUGUAUUGAGUUCACUGCCACUCCAGAGGCAUUUUCACCAAAUAUAAGCUGGAUAACUUUGAGCCAAAAGUCAAAACAGGGGCAGUAGAGACAUCACUUAACCUUACCGUCUCUUACUGGAUAUUAUUGACCCUUGGCUUAAUUUAUCCAGCAAAACAAGUCAAAGAAAUCUGGCUUUGUGGAAACAUCUCCCAGUUCUCCAGUCAGCAGUAUUUAUAGAGUCCGAUACGUUUGUGUUCAUGAGAGCUUUAUAAAGGGAGUUCAGUGGACGGGUUGUCCCCUUUUUCUUUCUUUCUUUCUUUCUUUCUGUUUUUCUUUUUUCCUCCUACAGGCCUAAACUUUCUGUUCUGUGCUGACGUCUUUGUUUUUCCCCGCCUUGCUGUAACAGAGAUGUCAUUACUGAAUGCAACUGAUGACAAAAAAAACAGGCAAUACAGAGAAAUGUGAACCAAUUGGGCUCAUUUCGCAAAAAACUAUUGUCAAGAACAUAUUUUUGUAUUUCAGAAUAUUGGUGUGGGUGAAAUUUACCAAAUGUUCUCACUCUUUGUUUAAAACGGUGAAGAAGUAAAUGAAGAAUAAUAAAA
Molecule: messenger RNA, 2439 nt
Organism: Colossoma macropomum (tambaqui)
Lineage: Eukaryota; Metazoa; Chordata; Actinopteri; Characiformes; Serrasalmidae
Gene: pdcd4b
Product: programmed cell death 4b
Biological process (GO): negative regulation of DNA-templated transcription
Cellular component (GO): cytosol; nucleus
Source: RefSeq, a predicted model, not a curated record